GACAAUUUGUUUAUUGUUAUCAUUUGACGUUUGUACAACGUUUACAUGGUUUACAUACAAAUAAUUAUCAUAAUUAUCAAUACGUAUACAAUAAAGUUCGUGAAAGGGUAAAAUAACAAAAGAAACAAAAAUUCAAUAAGAUAUUUUUUGUUGAAACACCAACAAAAAUAGGGAGAAAUGGAAGAUUCGUCAGAAGACGUUUAUAGGUUAGAAGGCUCGCAAAAUGAAACUGGUGGUUUAAUUAUUCGUAAAAAGGCAUCGGAUCAUACAUUUAAAAAACCUCAGACAUCAGCAUUGGGUCUUGAUAAAUUGGCUGAAAAAAUACGUAGUGAAAAAGAGAAGAAAUAUCGUGCACCCCAGGAGGAGACACCAACUUAUACUGCUGGUGUUAAUCGAGAAGCUAGAGAACGUUUGGAGUCACGAUUAAAACGACAGAGAUUACAUGCUCACGAUGAUGAUCGCUAUAAGGACAGAGAUAGAAAUCGUGACAGAAAACGAAGUGACGAUAGGGAUUAUCAUCAUCGUCGGCAUCGUGAUUACAGCAGUAGAAGUAGCAGUAGUCGUGACAGUUCACGACAAACGCCACGAUUUCGCGAUGAACCCCAAACACCAAAAUACAGGGCAAAGGACACGACAUCGAGAAGUAAUUGGGAUGAUGACGAUGAUGAUGGUGAACCUCGACGUUCUACUUGGGAUCAUCCGACACCUCAACUCUAUGGAUCACGAAGUAAAGAGGGAAAUAGUGUCAGAAGUGAAUUUACACCUUCUUAUAAAUAUAAUGCCUGGAGUAAGGACAAAAAACAUUCGGGCGCAACGCCUAAGGUCGAGGACGAGGAUAAAGAAUAUUGGGAAGAAGAACAAAAGAGAUUGGAUCGCGAGUGGUAUUCCCUUGACGACGGCGAGACGCAACAUUUCGGAGGCGUAUCCGAGGAGUACACCCAAAAGAAAGAAAUGGAACAAGAGGCACGUCGCAAAAAGCGUAUAUCAGCCCAACAGCGUCAAAUAAAUAAAGACAAUGAAUUAUGGGAACGUAAUCGAAUGCUCACAUCAGGUGUCGUUUGCUCUCUCGACAUUGACGACGAGCCAGACGACGAGGCCGAGGCCCGUGUUCAUCUCCUCGUUCACAACGUUGUGCCACCAUUUCUCGACGGUCGUAUCGUAUUCACAAAGCAACCCGAACCCGUUGUACCCGUCCGCGAUCCAACCUCCGAAAUGGCUCAAACCGCUCGCAAAGGUUCGCCCCUAGUUCGCGUCUAUCGCGAGCAAAAGGAACGUCGCAAGGCCCAAAAGAAGCACUGGGAAUUGAGUGGCACGCAAAUCGGCAACAUUAUGGGCAUCAAGGACAAGCGUAAGGAGGAAAUGAAAGACGAGCAACAGACCGAUGUCGAUUUUAAAUCGGGGCAGAAAUUCGCGAAGCAUAUCAGCGACGACGGUGGUGUGAACAAGUAUCAUAAUAUUCAGAAACAACGGCGAACUUUGCCGAUAUUUGCCGUGAGGCAGGAGUUGUUAUCGAUUAUCAGGGAGAAUAGUAUUGUGAUUAUUGUCGGCGAGACUGGAAGUGGAAAGACGACGCAAUUGACGCAGUAUUUGCACGAGGAGGGUUUUAGUGCGAAUGGAAUAAUUGGUUGUACGGUGCCUAGGCGUGUGGCGGCGAUGUCCGUGGCGAAGAGAGUUUCGGAUGAGAUUGGAUCGACGCUUGGCGAAAAAGUGGGAUAUGCGAUUCGUUUUGAGGAUUGUACGACGAAGGAGACGGUUAUUAAGUACAUGACGGAUGGUAUUUUGCUGAGAGAGAGUUUGAGAGAGGGAGAUUUGGAUCGGUAUAGUGUUAUUAUAAUGGACGAGGCUCAUGAGCGAUCGCUGUCGACUGAUGUACUUUUUGGUUUGUUGAGGGAGAUUAUCACUCGACGAUACGAUUUGAAAUUGAUUAUAACAUCGGCGACUAUGGACUCGAGUAAGUUUGCCGCAUUCUUUGGCGAUGCGGCGACAUUCCACAUUCCUGGACGAACAUUUCCGGUGGAGAUUAAUUACUCGAAGAAUCCGGUCGAGGAUUAUGUUGAGGCGGCUGUUAAGCAGGUGCUGCAGAUACAUUUGCAACCGCCAAGGGGGGAUAUUCUGGUUUUUAUGCCCGGACAAGAGGAUAUUGAGGUCACUUGCGAAACACUUAAAGAUCGGCUAAUGGAGAUUGAAACAGCUCCUGAUUUAUCGAUUCUUCCGAUUUAUUCCCAACUCCCGUCGGAUUUGCAGGCGAAGAUUUUCCAACAAUCAGAGGAUGGAAUGCGAAAAUGUGUGGUUGCGACGAACAUCGCGGAAUCUUCUUUGACUGUCAAUGGAAUUGUUUUUGUCAUUGAUUCCGGUUAUUGUAAAUUGAAAGUCUAUAAUCCGAGGAUUGGUAUGGACGCACUGCAGGUGUAUCCGGUGUCGAGAGCUAAUGCCGAUCAACGAUCUGGAAGAGCUGGCAGAACGGGUCCGGGACAUUGUUUUCGUUUGUACACGAGAAGGCAGUAUUUGGAUGAAUUAUUAUUUACGGGAGUGCCGGAAAUUCAGAGGACAAAUCUGGCGAAUACGGUAUUGCUUCUAAAAUCGUUGGGUGUUCAAGAUUUAUUGGCAUUUCAUUUUAUGGAUCCACCGCCACAGGAUAAUAUUUUAAAUUCACUUUAUCAAUUGUGGAUUCUUGGGGCUUUGGAUAAUACGGGACAAUUGACGCCAUUAGGUCGACAAAUGGCUGAAUUUCCACUUGAUCCACCGCAAUGUCAAAUGUUGAUCGUCGCUUCGCAACUUGGUUGCACUGAGGAAAUUUUAAUCAUUGUUUCCAUGCUCUCGGUACCGUCAAUUUUCUACCGUCCAAAGGGCCGCGAAGAGGAUUCCGACUCGGCGCGGGAGAAAUUUCAAAUUCCAGAAUCAGAUCAUUUGACGUAUUUGCACGUCUAUAAAUUAUGGAAGCAAAAUAAUUAUUCGGCAAUGUGGUGUAAUGAGCAUUUUAUUCACGCGAAGGCAAUGCGCAAAGUGCGUGAGGUGCGUCAACAAUUGGAGGAAAUUCUCAAGCAACAAAAAAUGGAAGUCGUUAGUUGUGGUACCGAAUGGGAUAUGGUGAGAAAAUGUAUUUGCUCAGCGUAUUUUCAUCAAGCGGCACGAUUAAAGGGCAUUGGGGAAUAUGUAAAUUGUCGUACGGGAAUGCCUUGUCAUUUGCAUCCAACGUCAGCACUUUUUGGCAUGGGUUUCACGCCCGAUUAUGUUGUGUAUCAUGAAUUGGUGAUGACAGCCAAGGAAUAUAUGCAGUGCGUGACUGCUGUCGAUGGACACUGGUUGGCCGAACUUGGUCCCAUGUUUUUCAGUGUCAAGGAAACGGGAAAGAGUAAUAUGGCUAAGAAACAUCGGGCCGAGCACGUCUCGGAAAUGGAGGAUCAGAUGAAGCAGGCCGAGGAGGAAAUGAAGGCGAGAGCGCAGAGGGAAUUGGAGAAGGAGCAAGCUUCAAUCAGAAGGCAGGAGAUUUUAACUCCCGGUCGAUGGGAACCUGGAACACCAGCAUCAAACAGAAGUCGAGGACGACUAGGCUUGUGAAGUCUUCUAAUAGUAAUUUUUAACUAAAUAUCAAGAAUUCUUUUGUUUUCGAUUCAUUACAUUAAUAAUUAAGUUGUUUUUUUUAGCAAAAAUGGAAAAUUAUUUCUAAUAAUUUAUAAUAAUUAAUUGUCUU
Leptopilina heterotoma is the source of this 3691-nucleotide messenger RNA. RefSeq names its product pre-mRNA-splicing factor ATP-dependent RNA helicase PRP16. NCBI's taxonomy places the organism in Eukaryota, Metazoa, Arthropoda, Insecta, Hymenoptera, Figitidae. Bases 178 to 3558 code for a protein of 1126 amino acids. Gene Ontology annotation, molecular function: ATP binding; RNA binding; ATP hydrolysis activity. Gene Ontology annotation, cellular component: spliceosomal complex; intracellular anatomical structure. The record is from RefSeq and is a predicted model, not a curated record. Gene Ontology annotation, biological process: mRNA splicing, via spliceosome. The transcript has 5 exons.